Bicyclus anynana (squinting bush brown) is the source of this 681-nucleotide messenger RNA. RefSeq lists its product as uncharacterized. Bases 1 to 681 code for a protein of 226 amino acids. The transcript has 3 exons. The record is from RefSeq and is a predicted model, not a curated record. NCBI's taxonomy places the organism in Eukaryota, Metazoa, Arthropoda, Insecta, Lepidoptera, Nymphalidae.
AUGUCCAAUGAAGUAACAGAUAACGUAAUAACCGCCUACUCUUGGACCCCUUACAGUGAUAAUAAUUGUGCUGGAAAAUGCAAAUCAGUAUACGUUUUAGAUAAAUGUAAAGAUAAUAAAAUAAUCGAGUUUGAGCCCGAAAGGGAAAAAUUUCCGUUAGACUUAAAGGGGUGCCCGUUAACCACAUACGCAGUUAUAUCUGAACCGUAUGUCUUACCUCCGAUCAAAAAAGUCGCUAAUGCUCCAUGGAACGAUGUUUACGAUUUUCAAAAAGGUGGCGAAAUAAAUCUUCGGGCGGCUUUGGAUAGAAAUUUCGCUGUUGUUUCAUCGAGAAGGCAGGCUGAAUAUAUGGAUCAGAUGUUGGGUAAAGGUGAGACAUUAAUUUAUUGUUUUCCCGAAAGGAAUAAUCUUUAUAAAUACGGAGUUGUUUUACUAACCAGGCAGUGGUUCCCCAUGUUGGAAAGGGUUAAUAACAUUAUACGGAGCGUUUCGGAAAAUGGUCUGAUUGACAAAUGGAACGAGGAACUAUUUACGAAUAAAAUCAGGUCUGAAGGUGCUGUAGUGUUGCCGCUGGGUGUACAACAUUUGUUGGGAGCCUUUGUGUUAACUGGUAUCUUGUAUGCCGUGUCUAUUGUUGUUUUUGUUGGAGAAUUAGUUUUAGGUUAUAUUACGAGAAAGUAG